Molecule: messenger RNA, 4344 nt
Organism: Chanos chanos (milkfish)
Lineage: Eukaryota; Metazoa; Chordata; Actinopteri; Gonorynchiformes; Chanidae
Gene: grin2ab
Product: glutamate receptor, ionotropic, N-methyl D-aspartate 2A, b
Exons: 12
Coding region: 1-4344 (1447 amino acids)
Biological process (GO): monoatomic ion transport
Cellular component (GO): membrane
Molecular function (GO): ligand-gated monoatomic ion channel activity; signaling receptor activity
Source: RefSeq, a predicted model, not a curated record
AUGGAUGUUGUAGUCUGGGCGGUGUUGACCAUCUGGGCUUUGCUGUGCCUUUCGGGCGUGUCCCGGGGGGCUGAGAAGCCCCCGUCCCUCAGCGUGGCCGUCAUCUUGGGUCAGACACGGGACGUGGCGGAGUCGGACCUGCGUCCGGCGAGAGGGGUGGGCGCGCCCUUGGACGUCAGCGUGUUCAGUGUACAAGUGAAUCAGACAGACCCCAAAAGCAUGCUCACCCACCUGUGUGAGCUCAUGUCCCGGCACAGGCUCCACGGCCUGGUCUACGGAGACGGCACCGACCAAGAGGCUGUGGCCCAAAUGCUUGACUUCAUUUCCUCUCAGACCUCAAUGCCCAUAUUAGGAAUCCAUGGGGGGUCAGCCAUGACCAUGGCAGAGAAGGAUGCCAAGUCUUCGUUUUUCCAGUUCGGGGCCUCCCUCCAGCAGGAGGCCCUGUUGAUGCUUGCCAUAAUGGAAGAGUACGAUUGGCACGUCUUUUCCAUAGUAACCAGCAAGUUCCCUGGUUACCAGGAGUUUAUCUCCACACUCCGAGUGACAGUGGACCACAGCUUUGUGCGGUGGGACCUGCAGAGCGUGGUCACUCUAGACGGCGUAGACCCCGACGCCAAAGCGCACGUGCAGCUCAAACGCAUCCAGUCGCCCGUCAUCCUGCUCUACUGCUCCAAAGACGAGGCCGAGUUCAUUCUGGAUGAGGCCCGUUCCCUGGGCUUGACCGGUGCCGGAUACGUCUGGAUCGUUCCCAGCCUAACCACAGGGAAUCCGGAGCAGACUCCCGAGGUUUUCCCGGCGGGAAUGAUUUCCAUUUCCUAUGACGAAUGGGAUUACCCGCUGGAAAGACGCGUCCGAGAUGCAAUUGGAAUCAUGAGCUCUGCCGCCGCUGCCAUGUUCCGAGAAGAAGGCCAGAUUCCUGAGGGAACAGCCAGCUGCUACGGCCAAUCGGAAAAGCCCAAGGUUCCACCAAGCGCUCUGCGGAGAUAUAUGAUGGGCGUGUCUUUGGAGGGCAGAGACCUGUCAUUUAUGGAUGACGGUUAUCAGGUCAACCCAAACCUAGUGGUCAUCGUGCUUAACACUGAGAGGGAAUGGGAGAAGAUGGGCCGUUGGGAGAACCACUCAUUGAUGUUGAAAUUCCCAGUGUGGCCACGCUAUAACUCAUUUGGGGACACGGAGGCGGACGAGAAUCACCUGAGUAUCGUCACGUUGGAGGAAAGACCUUUUGUCAUCGUGGAUGAUGUCGACAUCCUCACAGGAACCUGCAUGAGAAACUCUGUCCCCUGCAGGAAACAUAUCAAAGACAACACAACUGGAGGUUCGUAUAUAAAACAGUGCUGCAAGGGGUUCUGCAUUGACAUCCUGAAGAAGAUAGCCAGGAACGUGAAGUUCACCUACGACCUCUAUUUAGUCACCAAUGGCAAACAUGGUAAAAAAAUCAACAACGUCUGGAAUGGCAUGGUCGGAGAGGUUGUCUAUAAGAAGGCUGUCAUGGCCGUAGGAUCACUGACCAUAAACGAGGAGAGGUCAGAGGUCAUUGACUUCUCUGUCCCGUUUGUGGAAACGGGUAUCAGCGUGAUGGUGUCCCGUAGUAACGGAACAGUUUCACCCUCUGCGUUUCUGGAACCCUUCAGCGCUUCAGUCUGGGUGAUGAUGUUCGUGAUGCUGCUGAUCGUCACUGCUAUUGCUGUCUUCCUUUUUGAGUUCAUUAGUCCUCUGGGUUUCAACAGAAACCUUGCGCAGGGAAAAGACCCUCACGGUCCCUCAUUCACCAUUGGCAAGGCGAUAUGGCUGCUAUGGGGUUUGGUUUUUAAUAACUCUGUACCGGUACAGAACCCCAGGGGCACGACCAGUAAGUUUAUCGUGUCUGUCUGGGCCUUUUUCGCUGUCAUCUUCCUGGCCAGCUACACAGCCAACCUCGCCGCAUUUAUGAUUCAGGAGGAGUUUGUCGACCAGGUCACAGGCCUCAGCGAUAGAAAGUUUCAGAGUCCGUAUUCCUUUUCACCACCCUUCCGAUUUGGGACAGUUCCUAAUGGCAGCACUGAGAGAAAUAUUAGGAAAAACUACCCAGACAUGCAUCAGUAUAUGGUCAAAUACCAUCAGUCUGGAGUCCAAGAUGCACUUGUAAGCCUCAAGACUGGGAAGCUGGAUGCAUUCAUUUAUGAUGCCGCUGUCCUUAACUACAUGGCGGGUCGAGAUGACGGCUGUAAGCUGGUCACCAUCGGCAGUGGCUACAUCUUUGCCACCACAGGAUAUGGUAUUGCCUUGCAAAAAGGCUCUUACUGGAAGCGUCUGGUUGAUCUGGCGAUCCUUGGGAUCAUAGGAGAUGGUGAGAUGGAGGAGCUGGAGGCCCAGUGGCUGACUGGUAUCUGUCAUAAUGAGAAGAACGAGGUGAUGAGCAGUCAGUUAGAUGUGGAUAACAUGGCGGGCGUGUUCUACAUGCUUGCGGCUGCCAUGGCCCUGUCUCUCAUUACAUUUGUCUGGGAGCAUCUCUUCUACUGGAGGCUACGCUACUGUUUCACAGGCCUCUGCUCUGGCCGACCGGGACUCCUCUUCACCAUCAGCAGGGGCAUUUGGAGUUGUAUUCAUGGUGUUCACAUUGAGCUAAAGAAGAAACCAGAGCUGGAUUUCAGCCCCCAGGCUAAUAUGCUACACCUUCUUAAAUCUGCUAAGGAGAUCACUACCAUUGGUGGAACGAAACUUGCCUCCCCUAAACGUCCGGGAGCAAACCUCCUCCCUCAUACCUCAGGUUUGUUGGAGCUAAUGGGUGGAAGCAAGGGUAACAGUCUCACCCAGAAAGAUACAGUCUACACCAAUGCCAGCACAGUGCUCAGCAACCGUCACAAAGAACCACUUAACAAUGCUUUGAUGCCCGGGCAGCGUGCCCUCAGUUUGACCGAUGGCACAGGCGAUAGCACUGGCACCAUAGGGGGUGGUGACGGAGGUCGUCCUGUUUCCAAACCGCGUGCUCUCUGGAAGAAGUCAGUUGAAACACUACGACAGAGCCAAGGACCCACCAGCGAUUCCCCACCUUCUGUGGCCCCACCUGUUGAGCCUCGAGCGACGAUGAAGAGCCAGCGUUACCUUCCAGAGGAUCCGCCCCGUUCAGACAUAUCUGACUGCUCAACUCGAGGAGCAGAUGGGCAAAGGCAGCACAAAGCAAAGGAGACAUUGCGUAAGCGGAAUCGCCUGCCGCGGGAUCUGAGUGAUGUGGAGCUGUCAACGCUAAGGAGCCAGGCUAGCCAGCAAAGCAAUCACAGUGGCCAAAUAUACUCACAGAGCAGCCAAGGCAGUCAGAUCUACACCAUCGACUCCAUUGAUCAAGACCAUGGACUACACUACCCAGACAUAUUCAGCGAUCACCGUGACAACAAGCAUCGCUCGCCCACUGCCAACCAACAGCCUAUCCUACAGCUAAACAGCAAUUUGCUCACGCAAGCUCAUGAACCUGAUGUUAUGCAGACGGCAUCGGCAAAGGAUAAGAAGUACAACACAUAUGCCAAGUCUGGUGGGCCCAGUGGGAGCACUUGUGGGACUACUUCUGGGCAGGAUCACCGCCAGACACACUGCCGUAGCUGUCUGUCCAAAGUGUCCAGUUACUCUGGACUUUACACGGUGCGAUCUCCACAGUAUCGCUGCGACGCCUGUUUGCACAACGCUAACCUUUACGACAUUAGCGAAGACCAGUUUUUACAUCCAGACAGCAGUGGUGGUAGUGGAGGGGGUUUCAGUGGAUACUUGCCCCAGCCAGACUCACCUUUCACAGCAUACCUACCGCAGAAUGAUCCUUCUCACGGCCAGGAGGGCAACGGCCUCAUCAGCCACUACCAGAACGAAAGCAUGAUCAUACACCGCCAGCACUCCUAUGAGAACCUGCCCCAGAAGAGCUCCUCACGUCGGGUCAGCCUUCAGGACACUGGGCCUUACGCAAACCUGCCAACUUCCACGCUUAUCCCGAACAAGCCCCCAAAGAGCCAGUCUGCGCACCUGAACCAUACGCUGGCAGGUGUUGGUGUGAGUGGGCUUGGGGUCGGUCGACGCAGCAAGUCGUUGUAUCCCGCUCGCCCAACAGAGAACCCUUUCCUGCAGACGAUCCGCGAUGACCAGCGACUGGCACAUGGCCGCAGUUCCACGGACAUUUACAAACAAUUAGUGCCACUCACAUUAGGCCAGGGUACAGAUGGCAAUGGGCUUGGGGUGGCCACCUCUGACCUCUUCUACUCAGAGCAUGUGAUGCCUUAUGUAGCCCCGCCUCCUGUUGGCACAUACCCCGCCCCCAGGGCAAUGAGUGCUGGUGGUGCUCGACGCGUCUACAAGAGGAUGCCAAGCAUUGAAUCGGAUGUCUGA